ACGCAGUUGCUUUGAUUGUUUAUCGUGUUAUUAUUAAUACAGGUGCUCUCUGCUGUCUCAGAAAGUACCAUUCCAAAAGCAUACAAAAAACAAAAAAGAGAGCGUCCGCCAUUGAUACCUUGAGUUUCUCAUUGCCUUUUCAACUUCUUUAGGAAAAAUAUUAAAUUGAUGAAUUUGGCAGCCAUGGAAGCAGUUGACAUGAAGGUGGACAUUUCCCAACAGCACUCUACCGAUCCUCUUUCGUUUGCCAGAAGCUACCAGAUUGAAGCAUUGGAGAAAGCUAUCAAGCAAAACACGAUAGCUUACUUGGAAACUGGCUCCGGCAAGACACUGAUUGCCAUCAUGCUUCUCCGCAGCUAUGCCUACCUCAUUCGCAAGCCUUCGCCCUUUUUUGCUGUCUUCUUGGUUCCCAAAGUAGUCCUGGUUAAACAACAAGCUGAUGCUGUGGAAAUGCAUACGGACUUGAAAGUGGGCAAGUAUUGGGGAGAUAUGGAGGUCGACUUUUGGGACGAUACGAAAUGGAACCAAGAAAUCGAGAAAUAUGAGGUGCUUGUGAUGACACCUCAAAUUUUACUCAAUGGAUUGAGGCAUAGCUUCUUCAAAAUAAGCAUGAUAAAGGUUCUGAUAAUGGAUGAAUGUCAUCAUACCAAAAGAAAGCACCCUUAUGCAUCCAUUAUGGCCGAAUUCUAUCAUCGUCAAUUGUCAGCUGGUGCGUCUAACCUUCCUAGGAUUUUUGGGAUGACUGCUUCCCCUAUAAGCACAAAAGGGGCAAACUCGGUUGAUGGCUAUUGGCCGAAGAUCCAUGAGCUGGAGACCAUUAUGAAUGCAAAGGUGUAUACAUGUGCUAGUGAAUCAGUGCUUGCUCGGUUUGUUCCAUUUUCGACUCCAAAAUUCAAAUUUUACCAUCAUACGGAAAUACCAAAUAACGUAUAUGCACACUUGGAAAAGGAAUUGGAUGUUUUUGAAAAUGUACUGCUUUUUCAGCAUGAGCAUUCGUUGGACAAUUUGGAUCUUGAACCUUCUGCAUCAUUGUCUACAAGGAAAAAAAUAUCCAAGAUACAUUCAACUUUAAUGUAUUGUUUAGACAAGCUCGGUGUCUGGUUGGCUUUAAAGGCUGCAGAAUACUUAUCGUGUAAUGAAAAUGAGUUUCUUUUGUGGGAGAAAUUGGAUGUGCGUGGAGAGAAAAUUGUUAGGAGCUUCAGUUCGGAUGCUUUCCAUGCAAUUCAAACAUGCAUAGCAUCUGGUCCAGAUUGGAGUAUUGCUGAUGAUGUUAAAGCCAGUGUGGAUGCUGGGUUUCUUACCACAAAAGUUUUAUGCCUUAUUGAAUCUCUUUCUGAAUACAGGGUGUUGAAGGACAUAAGGUGUAUAAUUUUUGUAGAGCGGGUUAUGACAGCCAUUGUACUUCAGUCACUAUUCAGUGAAUUGCUUCCAAAGAACAGUAUUUGGAAGUCCAAAUAUGUUGCAGGAAAUAGCUCUAAAAUGCUGAACCAGACUAGGAAUAAACAGAAUGAAAUUGUAGAAGAAUUUCGCAGAGGGAUGGUUAACAUUAUUGUUGCUACUUCUAUUCUUGAAGAAGGAUUGGAUGUCCAAUCAUGCAACUUAAUCAUCAGAUUUGAUCCUUCAUCAAACAUUUGUAGUUUCAUACAGUCUCGAGGACGUGCUAGAAUGGAAAAUUCAGACUAUCUGUUAAUGGUGAAGAGUGGGGAUUUUAAAACACAAUCUCGACUGAAGGAGUAUCUUACUAGUGGAGAUGUAAUGAGAAAGGAAUCGUUAUGCCAUGCAUCCGAUCCUUGUUCUCCUCUUAGUAAUGAUUUAUACAAUGAAGAGUUCUACCAGGUUGCAAGUACAGAGGCAUGUAUGACUCUUAGUUCUAGUGUUGGUUUGGUAUACUUCUAUUGCUCACGUCUCCCUGCAGAUGGGUAUUUUAAACCUAGUCCAAGGUGUAUCAAAGACAAGCAAUUGGGGAUUUGCACCAUCCAUCUACCCAAGAGUUCCCCUAUUCAAUCUGUUUCUGUCCAGGGAAACAUUAAAAACCUAAAGCAAAAGGCAUGCUUUGAAGCAUGCAAGCAGCUCCAUCAAGUUGGUGCUUUAACGGAUAAUCUUGUGCCUGAUAUUGUAGUGGAGGAAAAUGAUGGAGAAGAAACUGGAAAAGAACCCUAUCACGACGUUCAACCGAUUUUCAUUCCACCUGAACUGGUUACUCGGGGUUUACAGGAGUCCCUGACAAAGUAUUACUGCCACUUAAUAGAGUUGAAGCAGAACUAUGACUAUGAGUUUCCAGUUCAUAACAUCAUGCUUCUUUUGAGAAGUCAGCUUGAAAUGGAUAAAAAAAGUGUGGGUAUCAAAUUGGAAGUUGAUAGGGGUACUUUAGCAGUUGAUUUGAAAUAUGUUGGACCAAUAAGUCUUGAUUCUGACCAGGUUAACUUGUGUAGAAGGUUUCAGAUUUCCAUUUUUCGAGUUCUUAUGGAUCGUAAAGUAGAAAAGUUGACAGAGAUGUUAUGUGACCUUACGUCAGGAAGUUCUGACAUUGAUUACCUUCUUCUGCCAUCCAAUUACGUUGGCCGAAAUCCUGCAAUUGAUUGGUUAUCAGUUUCUUCUGUCUUAUUUUCUUAUGAAAAGGUAUGGAAUUAUCACAAGAAUUGUAAUGCUGGUAUGAUACAGACCAAAAGUGGUCCACUCUGUACUUGCAUGAUUCAGAAUUCGUUGGUCUCUACCCCGCACAAUGGCCAUGCCUAUAUUAUCACUGGUUUUCUAAAUGAUUUAAAUGCGAAUUCACUUUUGAGUCUGAGUGAUGGAAGCAAAAUGACCUAUAAGCAGUAUUAUGAACAACGCCAUGGUGUCAAUUUGCAUUUUACUCGAGUCUCUUUCCUUUCUGGGCGACACAUUUUCCCUUUACAAAAUCACCUUACAAGGUGCAGAAGACAGAAAAAGAAAGAAUCAAGUAAUGCAUUCGUUGAAUUGCCUCCUGAACUUUGUGACGUCAUUAUGUCUCGCAUAUCGAUUAGCACGUUUUAUACUUUCACAUUUCUUCCAUCCAUAAUGCAUAGGAUAGAGUCUUUGCUCCUUGCUACCAGCUUAAAAAAGAUGCAUCUCGAUCACCCCGUGCAAAAUGUUGCUAUUCCAACCAUGAAGAUUUUGGAGGCAAUUACCACGAAGAAGUGCCUAGAAUGUUUUCAUUUGGAAUCAUUGGAGACUCUUGGUGACUCUUUUCUGAAGUACAUCGUUUGCCAGGAGCUAUUCAAAAGAUAUCGGAAUCAUCAUGAGGGCCUUCUUAGUAUCAAGAAGGAGAAAAUCAUUUCAAAUAAAUCUCUUUGCAUGCUAGGAUGUGACAAGAAGCUUCCGGGAUUUAUCCGUGAUGAACCUUUCGAUCCCAAAAAAUGGAUGAUUCCUGGUUGUCGUUCAGGAAUCUAUACUUUCAAUGAGGAGACACUGUCUAAUGAAAAAAUAUAUGUUCGCGGGAGAAGAAAGAUGAAAAGUAAAAGGGUUGCCGAUGCUGUUGAGGCACUUAUCGGUGCAUACCUUAGCACUGGUGGCGAAGCUGCUGCCUUAUUAUUUAUGGAUUGGCUUGGUAUUACUAUCGAUUUUACAAAUAAACCGUAUGAAAGGCAGUUUCAAGUACAAGCUGAGAAACAUGUUAACGUCCAGUAUAUGGAGACGCUCCUUAAUUAUUCGUUCAAAGACUCUUCUUUGUUAGUGGAAGCACUAACCCAUGGUUCUUAUAUGCUUCCUACAAUUCCAGGAUGUUAUCAGCGGCUGGAAUUUCUUGGGGAUUCCGUUUUAGAUUACCUUAUUACGCUGCAUUUUUAUGAUAAAUAUCCUGGGAUCACGCCAGGAUUGUUAACCGAUUUGAGGUCGGCAUCCGUUAACAACAAUUGCUAUGCAUUAUCAGCUGUCAAGUCCGAGUUGCAUAAGCACAUUCUCCACGGUUCACAGAAGCUACACAAGGACAUAAAAGAAACUGUCCAAAGUUUCCGGGAUUCGUCGUUGGAGUAUACUUUUGGUUGGGAAUCCGAAAAAUCUUUCCCCAAGGUAUUUGGGGAUGUGAUGGAAUCACUUGCCGGGGCCAUAUUUGUCGAUUCAGGAUACAACAAGGAAGCCGUGUUCCGGAGUAUAAGGCCGCUGUUGGAGCCCAUGAUUACUCCCGAAACAAUGACGGUUCACCCUGUGAAAGAGUUGCAUGACCUCUGUCAAAAGGAACAAUAUGAGCUGAGAAAACCCGUUGUUUCGAGCGACAACGGCGUUUCUUCUAUUACUGUCGAGGUCGAAGCGAAUGGCAGGGUGUUCAAGCACACAUCGACGGCAUCAGAUAAGAAGAUGGCAAAGAAACUGGCUUCAAAAGAAGUUUUGAAGUCGCUCAAGGAGGCCAAUUUUAGAUAAAGCCUGCUUUAGACUUUGUGCGCUCUUCUUGAAAAAUUCUCCAAAGCUUGUUAUUUA
Messenger RNA from Hibiscus syriacus, 4434 nucleotides. RefSeq names its product endoribonuclease Dicer homolog 2-like. Lineage: Eukaryota; Viridiplantae; Streptophyta; Magnoliopsida; Malvales; Malvaceae. Gene Ontology annotation, molecular function: RNA binding; protein binding; DNA binding. The transcript has 23 exons. Gene Ontology annotation, cellular component: nucleus; cytoplasm. Bases 169 to 4377 code for a protein of 1402 amino acids. Gene Ontology annotation, biological process: siRNA processing. The record is from RefSeq and is a predicted model, not a curated record.